CUAUGGGAACCUCUUAUCUUCCUUCAUGUGCUUCAAUGGCUACUCUGUUGUUUGUUUUUUGCCUUGUAUCUCCCUUGGUGGAGUUUGCAGCAGGCAUAACAAGACACUAUACCUUCAAUAUCAUGUACCAAAAUGUGACAAGAUUGUGCCACACAAGGAGCAUUAUCAGUGUGAACGGGCAAUUCCCAGGGCCUCGGUUGGUGGCUCGGGAAGGCGAUCAGGUCAUUGUUAAAGUGGUUAAUCAUGUUUCAAACAAUGUCACAAUUCACUGGCAUGGAGUUAGGCAGCUGACAUCCGGGUGGGCCGAUGGACCUGCAUAUAUAACACAGUGUCCUAUUCAAACUGGCAAAGCCUACACGUAUAAUUUCACCAUUGCAGGACAGAGAGGAACUUUGCUAUGGCAUGCUCAUAUCUCAUGGCUAAGAGCAACGCUCUAUGGACCCAUCAUCAUCCUCCCAAAGCGCAAUGAAUCUUACCCAUUUCAGAAACCCCACAAGGAAAUUCCUAUACUUCUUGGAGAAUGGUUCAAUGUAGACCAAGAAGCUAUCAUUAGCCAAGCUCUUCAAACAGGAGGAGGUCCAAACGUUUCUGAUGCAUAUACCAUUAAUGGUCUUCCAGGGCCACUUUACAACUGCUCUUCUCAAGAUACAUUCAAGCUGAAGGUGGAGCCUGGAAAAACCUAUCUUCUGAGACUAAUCAACGCUGCACUCAAUGACGAGCUCUUCUUCAGCAUUGCUAAUCACAGCCUCUCUGUAGUGGAAGCUGAUGCCGUUUAUGUCAAGCCGUUCAACACAGACAAGCUACUGAUAACUCCGGGCCAAACUACUAACGUUCUUCUGAAAACCAAACCUUACUUUCCCGAUGCCACCUUCCUCAUGGAGGCCAGACCUUACUUCACUGGCAGGGGAAGUUUUGACAAUUCAACCACCGCCGGCGUCCUUCAAUACAAGCGACCAACAAACCUCUCAUCCUCUAAAAAGCUUCCUUUAUUCAAACCAACCCUCCCUCCGAUCAAUGCCACUAACUUUGUAGCCAACUUCACCGGGAAAUUCCGUAGCUUAGCGAGUGCAAAGUAUCCUGCCAAUGUUCCUCUGAAAGUAGACAGGAAAUUUUUCUUCACUGUGGGACUCGGGACAAAUCCAUGUCCUGUAAACACAACUUGCCAAGGACCUACUAAUAGGACCAAAUUUACAGCUUCCAUUAACAAUGUGUCAUUUGCAUUACCUUCUACUGCAAUUCUCCAAUCCUACUUCUUUGGACAAAAUAAUGGUGUAUACACUACAGAUUUUCCGGAUAAUCCUCCGAUUCCGUUCAACUACACUGGGACGCCACCGAAUAAUACUAAUGUAAGCAAUGGCACAAGAACUGUGGUUUUCCCUUUCAACGCAAGUGUGGAGCUGGUGAUGCAGGCCACUAGUAUUCUUGGUGCUGAGAGUCACCCUCUCCAUCUCCAUGGAUUCAACUUCUUUGUCGUUGGAUUUGGUUUCGGAAACUAUGAUCCUAAUAACGAUCCUAAAAACUUCAAUUUGGUUGAUCCUGUGGAGAGGAACACUGUUGGUGUUCCUGCCGGUGGUUGGGUCGCCGUUCGCUUCUUUGCGGAUAACCCAGGGGUCUGGUUUAUGCACUGCCACUUGGAUGUUCACACAAGCUGGGGACUGAAGAUGGCAUGGAUAGUUUUAGAUGGGCCACAGCCAAAUCAGAAGCUACCACCACCACCGUCUGAUCUUCCCCAGUGUUGAUAAUCUUGGGGCUUGACUGACCAUUUCUAGUCCGGACUGGAAAAAAUAACUUUUCUGAGUGUUUUUGAAUCAUAAACCCUUCUCCUUAACUUAAUAAACUUGCAAUUUAUUUUUUGUGUGAUUCAUUAAUAAGAAAGGAGAAAAGCUUUUACUGG
This is a messenger RNA of Mangifera indica (mango), 1894 nucleotides long. Its product is annotated as laccase-17-like. The transcript has 6 exons. Gene Ontology annotation, cellular component: apoplast. NCBI's taxonomy places the organism in Eukaryota, Viridiplantae, Streptophyta, Magnoliopsida, Sapindales, Anacardiaceae. Bases 3 to 1739 code for a protein of 578 amino acids. Gene Ontology annotation, molecular function: hydroquinone:oxygen oxidoreductase activity; copper ion binding. Gene Ontology annotation, biological process: lignin catabolic process. The record is from RefSeq and is a predicted model, not a curated record.